CGUCAUCUCUCCCCCAAAUAUUCCCUCGGUUGGUCAGCCAACAAGACGAUAAAUAUGUAUAAAAAUCCAACUCCAUGAAUAAUCAAAUCCAAUCCAAACCGAAUAUCACUCUCACUCCGACGUCCACACAAACGAAAAAACGCACAAGCGACGAACAGCUGUGAAGAAAUAUCCCCUCCGCAUCCCGCCAAAAACCAGUGUAAACCGCAUUUUUGUAACCGCACAGAUCGACGGCAGUUUAUUGUAAUCGCGCCUCGGUUUGUGGUAAUUUGAUCUCGAGUUUGGAGAAACAUGGCUGUGUGUGUGGAGACGGCGGCGGCGGAGCUCAGGGACGUAUACAACUCCGGCAAGACGAGGACGUACGAGUGGCGCGUUUCGCAGCUCAAAGCGAUGCUCAAAAUCGCGAUCCACCACGAGAAGGAACUCAUCGAAGCUCUGAAUUCGGAUCUCGGCAAGCACGAGCACGAAGCUUUUCUUCAUGAGAUUGCAGCAGUAAGAUCAGCAUGCAGGAUGGCACUGAAGCAAUUGCAUCGAUGGAUGAAGCCUGAAAAAGUUAAAACGUCCAUGACCACUUUUCCCUCAUCAGCUGAAAUAGUGUCAGAACCCUUCGGUGUCGUAUUGGUUAUCUCAACAUGGAACUAUCCUAUCCUAUUGUCGCUUGAGCCAGUCAUUGCAGCUAUUUCAGCCGGUAAUGCUGUAGUACUUAAGCCAUCUGAAGUUGCAUCUGCAACUUCCUCAACUAUGUCGAAACUUCUUGGGCAGUACAUGGAUGUCUCAGCUGUAAAAGUUGUAGAAGGUGGUAUUCCGGAAACAAGUGCAUUACUGGAGCAGAAAUGGGACAAAAUAUUUUAUACAGGGAAUAGCAAGGUUGGGCGUGUUGUAUUAGCAGCUGCAGCAAAGCAUCUCACACCUGUGAUUUUGGAGCUUGGUGGGAAAUGUCCAGCAAUUGUUGAUUCAGAUAUCAACCUAACAGUUGCAGCAAGAAGAAUCAUCUCAGGCAAGUGGGGUUGCAACAGCGGACAGACCUGUGUUUCACCUGAUUACAUGAUAACUACAAAGGAUUAUGCUGCAAAACUUGUUGAUGCUCUUUCAUCUGAACUAGAAAGAUUCUAUGGAAAAGAUCCAGUGAAUUCAAAAGACAUGUCAAAAAUUAUAAAUUCCCGACAUUUUGAACGGCUGUCAAAGCUUUUGGAUGAAGAGAAAGUUUCAGGAAAAAUAGUUAUUGGUGGUCAACGGGAUAAAGCCAAUCUCAAGAUUGCUCCCACUGUUAUACUAGAUGCCCCGGAAGAUUCUCUUAUCAUGAAUGAGGAGAUUUUUGGUCCUCUACUUCCCAUUAUCACGGUCAACAAUAUUAAGGAUGGCAUUAACUUGAUUACUUCUAAAGAGAAGCCCCUUGCGGCGUAUAUAUUUACGAAUGACAAAAAGCUCAAGGAAGAAUUCGUGCAAAGAGUCUCAGCAGGGGGCAUUGGCGUUAAUGAAGUAACUCUUCAUCUUGCUGAGGACACAUUGCCAUUCGGAGGCGUGGGAGAAAGUGGAAUGGGAUCAUACCACGGUAAAUUCUCUUUCGAUGCUUUCAGCCAUAAAAAGCCAGUUUUGUAUCGUGGGUUUAAUGGGGAAAUCUCUGCAAGAUAUCCGCCAUACACCCCUAGAAAGCUGAAAUUUCUCAAAGCUGUGUUAAGUGGUGACAUAAUUGGCAUCAUCCGUGCUCUGCUCGGAUGGUAAGAUUUGUACACCUGUAUUCCUUCGGGUUAAUAAGAUGUAAGAUUUGGUUUGCUGAUGACUGCUAACAGGCAAGGUUUAACCAAGUCCUGUGGCUAUAUAGAUUGAAAUAUUAAUCUCGUUUGCUCUUGUGUACUUAAGUCUUUUUUCUCAGCACAUACAACUCAUUUGUACGUAAAAUUGAUAAUCGAUGACUUUCUUUGCUUCCACAA
This is a messenger RNA of Salvia hispanica, 1931 nucleotides long. Its product is annotated as aldehyde dehydrogenase-like. Lineage: Eukaryota; Viridiplantae; Streptophyta; Magnoliopsida; Lamiales; Lamiaceae. Gene Ontology annotation, biological process: aldehyde metabolic process. Gene Ontology annotation, molecular function: aldehyde dehydrogenase (NAD+) activity. The record is from RefSeq and is a predicted model, not a curated record. Gene Ontology annotation, cellular component: cytoplasm.